AUGAUAAGCGCCGACGAAUGGACGGAUUUGAAGAACCGGGUGAUUGAAUGCGCGGAAAACACAAAUGCUAACAGGUGAGAGAUGCUACGCUCGUUAGAAGUUGAACAAAACCUUUUUUUGCAGAAAAAUACUAGAAAGUCUGCUGGAGGAGCUCGAAAGUUUGCUGAGAGAAGUGUUUUCCAGCAAUGGCGAAGAUUUGGAUGAGGAUCAGUUUAUGGAAACGUUGUAAGAAUAACUUCUACUUCUGUAAAGUUGCAAAAAGUUUAUUUUCAGAACGCAAAUCGAAUACAUUUCGUACUCGCUUUCUAUGCUUUCAAACGGAUGGAACUUCACAAGCAGUUGGUUUUUCUGAAUUAAUAACCGAAAAAUGUGAAAGCGACAUUUUCAGGAGAAGUUCUCCGUUUGUUCCGCGCGACGUUCGAUGCGAUCUGUGCGUUUGAAGACGAAGAAUUGGUUUCGAGCUUUGAUGUAAAAAGCUUAAACUUUUACUCAAAGACAUUUCGUUUUCCAGCAACUUCUACUGAUUCUCCUCGUCGCCGCCGGUAAAGCGGAACAAAAUCAAUACGAUAAAGUUUUAAAUCAGCUGCUGGAACUUGUUAAAUGUAAAAUAAAACAGGAAGUUGCUUUUAAAGUACACGAAAAUCUCAGACUGCGAUGACAGCGAUUCAAAGUUAAAGUGCCCUCCUUCGAUUCUGAGUCCCGAUGCUGUUACCAAGAUUUCCGGUGAUUCCAGACCGUUUUUCUCGUGCCAUCUCCCGCAGGUUAUCAUUGCGGCGCUGUUCGGCGAGAAUUCCGAUUCGCUCGUCCCGUCCGACGUUUUCCGGCUCUUCUGGCCGUAUUGCCAAUCCGUUCUUCAAGAUGCGCACGAGUCAGAAGACACGUGGAUUGUAGAGCCGUGUCUGAAGUGUGCUCUGAAAGCUCUGAACGCAAAAAGGGAAAAAGAGUCGGCAGUCGAACAGGCUCGGUUCAUCGGCGAGCUGCUCUCGCUCACAUUGUCAUCGUGCAAGAGCCAAGUGCUUUCAGACAUUUUCCAAGUAUUUUCUGACUAUAGUAACUUUUCAAUCAACUUUUCUGAUUCCAGACAAUCCAAUCGUUCAUCGAAGAGCACGGAAAACUGAUGAUGCUCAAGAAAGAGUUGCGGGAGAGUGUGCUCGAGUGGCUCAAUACGUAUCUGAAGCUGAUCGGCGACGAGACGGACGAGCUAGGAGUACUGGAGACGUUCACGAAGUGGAUGGUCGAGUUGACCGCCCAUCAGGAGGCCCAGGACGCGCCUCCCGAGGCCUGUUUCACUCUUAUCGAAAUUUGUUCGGUAAGGACGGUCGUUUGAAGUAAAUUUCUAGAAAUUUUCAGCGACGCAUCGAAACGGGAUAUCAAUCGUCUCCCGCAUGCCUCCACCACUAUCUGGAUCUUCUCGUCUCCCUGUUCAAACUCGCAAAAAUUCAAAAGAUUGACAGUUUCAAGUGGAUAACGACGGAAAUCCAGAAACAGAACAUUCCGGACAAUCCGAGAUGGCCCCGUUUGCUCGGCUCGUUGCUCAGUGUACAGCAACCGAUCGCCCAGGGAUUAUUCAAAAAGUUCGCGCCCACCGUCGAGAGUUUGUGGGCGAAGAUCAAGAACAAAGAGUUGUCGGCCGUCAACUCGCUCGCCAUCGUUCUAGCGUCGUGCCACUUUUUGGGAGGUGCCGACGAGGCCGCCAAGCAGAUUAUUCCGAUCUUGCUCCUUCCGUGCUUCCGCGAUUUCCGAGAACGCGUCGGCGUCAAGUGGGACCAAUUCCGAAUUGCGGGCGCCCCUAAAACUGGUCCCGCCGAGAUUAUGGACCUCGAAAAGUACACGUUGCUGCACGAGCCGCCGAACUUUGAGGCGACAAAGCUGCGCGCCGUGCAGUGUGCGCUUCAAAUUGAGAAGAAAACAGGCAAGUACGUGGCGCUCGUGGCGGACAUGUCCCUAGCCGUUUUCGCCGUAUCACAAACCGAUCAAAUCGCUCUCUGCCUCCCCGCGCUCGUCCAUUUUCUCACCGAAAAUCCGACGUUCAUCUCGGAUUUUGUCACCGUUCUCAUCGCAAAACUUGCCGAAAAACACGCCGUCUAUGCGGAGAAAACGAUUCGCGAAAUGUGCAAAACUGUUCGUAUGCUCAUUUGUCUGUCGGCGAACCGGAAGAACAAGUGCUCAAAGUGCGAGAAGAACUCAAAAACUUUCGUCGAGCCGGACACGGGAGACGGUCUCCGACUCGACGAGCGAUCUUUGGCGCUUUUUGUGAAGGGCGCCAUCGAGAAGCGGCACGAGUACGCGGACGGAAUCAUUCCGGAGCUUCUGGAGACGUGCCGAGUGAUUCUGCUGCACGUGGAUUCGCCGAGACUUCCGACACACUUCACGCCCAUCGUAAAGGCUCUCGACAUUGCAUUCUCGCCGCAUAAUGACUGCUUUUUGUGAGUUUACACUCAUUUCUCCUGUCAAAACUUUGAUUUCAGCCGCAUCUGGGAGUUGAUCAGUUGGAAAAGCGAAGCGGACGAUGAAAAGAAACUGCAAAUCUACAUUCCAGUGCUCGGAAGAGCAUUGUUAUCGAUAAGGAGCAACGAUCCCGCCAAGCUGACCGAAUUCAUGUGGAAAGUUCUGGAUGCGAGGCUGCCGACGACGGUGAAAGUGGCCGUGUUCGCCGGCGUCUUUGCUCACUCGGCAGUGACCGAUUCCGAGGAUGUUUGGAAUGUGACGACUGCAUGGACACGCCCCUUCGCUCGCCAUCUCCUUCCCGAACUGGCAGAUGCCCCCGAAGACGGGCUCCUCCAGGCGAUGCUGAAGAGAUACGCAACCAUCUUCACCCGUUCCUUCGUCGGCCGCCUCCUCCUCGACACGACGCUCGACGAGUUGAGAAUCCGCGAAACUGCGCGCUCGUUCAUCUCGCGUGCGCUCAUCCUCUUCCGGUUCGCCAAUUUGAUCGCCGUGCUGCCCGUCAUCCGUCCCACUCUGCUCUAUUGGACCCUGAUCGCGGGAGCACGAGGACAGUGCCCGAAACAAGUCUGCUCGAUCGUCGAUUUUCUCUGCCAGGAGCUCGUCGUCGCCACCAACUCGACAUCUCAAAUUCCGACGAAUCCGAUCGACAUCCACGUGGUGAAGGCGCAGAGGAAAGCGCUGAUCACCGAGGUAGGUCUGCUGAAAAUAGAGGCCCUGGAUCUCAUAAUUUUAAUGCAGAUGUUCAAGCAUCUGAUACAACUGUGGGCGUUCGAGACGUGCAAAGGAAACGAAUCGCUCUGGAAAUUCUGUGCCGAUCAUUGCGAUUUCGCAGAAAGUGACCAAAAAGUGGUCGCGUGCACGUUCCGAAAAGAAAUAUUCGAACGCCUCCUGCUCGUGCGCCCCGAAGACUUUCUAGUGCCACAAAACGGUUCGCUCGUCGUGCAGGAGCUUCAGAAGACGUACGAGAAUAUGAAGAAAGGCGAGAAGUUCAAUCUGGCGACGGCGAUGGACACUCGUUCCGAGGGAACCGAAUUUCUGUUCAGCUUCCGAACCUACUUCACCAACGAUGUUCAUUUUUGGAUGAGAGAACGGGCGGCCGCCAGCUUCCGAGUCGUUUUGCAGCACGGAAAGCCCGAGUUGCUCGAGGCGAACUGGAUGGCGAUUCUGAUGACGUUGCGCCACAGCCCGCCGCAUCUGGAAGCCACGCGGCUUUCGUGGCUGCAGUUCGUCGACCAACUCAACUACUCGAAACUGCGCACUAGCAUAUGGAGAAUCAUCACGGACGUCGGCAGAGUGCCGAACAAUGAGGAGAUCGUCGAGCGCAUCUGGAAGAGACUUAGCUACGCGAGCGACAUUGACAAGAUUGCCGCGUGAGUCGGUCGCCAAAUUCUUUUCAAAAAAUCACAGAAAUUACCGUUCAGAGAUGGCAUGUUCACUCGAUUCUUCUGGGUGAUACCACUGGAAGUGGAGAAGCGAAUCGACGUGACAUUCACGAUUCCCAAGGCGAGAAGGAUUGAUGACGGUACGAAGAGCACUUCUUCGGAAGACACCACCUUUUCACAAUUACAGUAUUCGAGUUUCUCCGCCAAUUCUCGCUGUUCCCGUGCCUCCAGUUCGUGCCCAAUCUGAGCAGCAAAAUCGACAGAGGCACAGUUUGGAAGGACGAUCUUCCGAGACUGACGGGCGCGCUCACCGAGUGCCUUCCUCUAUGCGAAUCUGUGCAGCAACGCGAUCAAAUUUGUGCCCUCCUCCAGAAAGUUCCCAUUUCGAAUACGGAGCUCGCCGAUCACAACUUUGUCCGCUGGGACCCCGCCGCCACCUUCUUCUCCGAUCCGAUACAACUGACGCAGGCGGUGCUCGAUGAAUGCUGUCAGGUCGUGGAGACAAUGUCGCCGGUCGGAAGACUCGAGUACGCGGACAGAACAAUGUGCGAAGUGCAGAAGUAUCUGACUGAGAAAGGAGCGGAUCACGAGUGAGAUUGUGCUGCUUUAGGGCUUUGACAAAAUGUAGAUAAUUUCAGGAGACGAAGCACUUUUGAGGCUCUGAAGAACGUGUACGCCCAGAUGAACAACUUCCGGCCGGACCCACAACUGAUCGAAUCCAAGACUUUCGACGAGCUCAGCGGACCGUUCACCACCAAAACGUUCGCCCGCUGGCUCACCGUUCUCAUUGUGAAAUGUGCGGAGAUGGCGGGAGAGACGCCGCUUACCAGUCUCAUCCCGAUCGCUCAUAUCGACGAUGUGCGGUUUCUGUCGAAGCUGGCAAUGCGAUUCAUUCUGACGGUCAUUCAUUUGGGCAGAGACUCGGUCACCCAGUGGAUUCUCACCGUCUUCGAAGAUGCCCUCGUCGCCGCGAGCCGCCGGAAUACGACGAAAUCAGAGCGCGGCGCCGCAACCUUCAUCUUUUACGUCUACGAUUUUCUCUACUUUUAUCUAAACUCUGAAGAGGUGCGGCGAAAGAAACAGGUGUGGGAGCGGACGAUGGAGUUCUGGAAGAGCAUGAUGCAGUGGACGAUGAAAGACGAGCACGGACACGAGCAGCCGCUGAUUGUGAACGUGGCCGAGGUGUUCGGAAUGGAGAAACGGUGCAUUCUGUGGCUGGAGACGUUUAUGGAGAUGAAGAGGCGCAACGGGAGAACCGAAAGCGAGACAGAAGCCUCUUACUAUUAUACGCUCAUGAAUCUGUACGCCAAAAUACACGAGCUGAACGGAGUGCGCGGAGCGUACGCUCAAUUGAGCAAAGUGCAAAUCGACCAUGUUUACGGCAAAAUUUGCCUUCACGAAGCGUUUGGCGACGUCGCAUCGGCUACCGCGUUGUCCCAAAUGACUGGAAAAGGAAAGCCGUUUGAUGUAAGAUUGACUGUUUUUCAAAAACAAAAAGGGUAAACGCACCUUAUUAGAUCCACCAGAGGGGACGUUCCACGUCUAGCUCCUCCAGUGGACCGACCUUCUCCCCUUUAUAUAAGACUCCUUCUCAGAUGGUCCAGAUUUUCACGUCGAAAAAGUUCGUAACGAAAAACGGAUGUUACCCGCUUUAAAAUGUGAAAUUUGAACGUUUUCAGCCGGAAGCAUCGAUUCGCAAGCUGAUAAACGAGCUUAACUCUGUGGAAUGUAUUGCGCACGACAAGGAGGAGCACGAGGAGCGUGUGAAUUCUUUAAAGGGACUGACACAAUGGAUGAAACUUGAUAAAGACGUGAGCGUUCUUCUGAAGAUGAUUUUCAGACAUUUUGAGUCCAACAAGUUAGCAUUUUCCAGAUUGGCCCAUCACCGCAACUGUUCGCCCGAACAAUCGAGUCCCGUGCUACGGAAUCCCGGAUUCUGACAAUGAUUCGGGACGGGAAAGAGGACGAACACGUGGACAAAGCCAUCGAAGCGGCGAGAGAGAAGGCGCUGGAGAGGCUGGCGGAGUGCGCGAUCGGCGGCUCGUGCAGCUACGAAACGGCCACUCCGUUCGUUGUGCAGGUCCAGCAGCUUGACGAGAUUUCUCGGCUCAAAAGUGUGACCGUCGAGAAUCUGGUCGGUUUCGAUUCGGACUUUUGGAAAGCGCUUCAGAAGCGAACCGACGGAGGCGAGCAGCGGAUGGACUUGCUGGAGCCGAUCCUGAGAGUGCGCAGAAAGAUGCUCGAGAUCCGCAUGAAGGUGUUGGGCGAUCGGGACAAGGAUCAGAUCAGAUCGCGGAUUGUGGAGGCGCACCUGCAAAGUGCUCGGAUCGCACGGCUCACCGGAUGUCAAGAGCGAGCACUGGUGGCGAUAAUCAACGCGAAAAAAGUGCUGCCGUUCGACAACAAAAUCGUGUUGGAGGAGGCGAAGUUGCGAUUGCAGACGUCGAACGAGAUGAGCGGGAUGAAUCUGCUGAACAGCAUUCUCGAGAAGACGUUCGGAGAGCUGUCAAAGCACUACGGCGACACGCAGCAGUCGAUGAACCUCGACCUGCAGAAUCAGGCGAAGCACAAGAUUGAAAUGUUCCCGACGGAGACGAAGAAUCUGUUCUCGUCGGUUCAAAUGCUCCGCAUCGCGCACAUGAUCAAAGCGGGCAACACGAUCGGAUUCGAGAAGAUCUACAACGAGACGACGAAUCUGCUGAAGGCGUUCGUCUCUUCGGGAGUCAUGUACGAGGCCGCGUGGCUUCUCGACUACCUCUUCCACUACAACGAACGGAAUCGACACGUGCUGCCGUUACUGAAAGCGUACAAAGAGGUGGCCAAGUACGAGACGAAUCCGGUGCUGCAGGCGAGAGCCGUCGAGCGAAUGAUGUCGUUGUGGCUGAGUAACACACGCAAAAUUGUACGAUUUUUCGUGUUUUUUUGUCAACUGAAAAACUGAAAAUUUGUGAUUUCAGAGUGGGCUGGUCGCUUCGUCGAGAGUGUCCGCAGCGGCCGCAUCCGAAAUGUCGGGAAAUGUGAAGACGAUGAACCUGGAGAUCAAGUCGGCGGUCGACCGAAUCGGCUGGCGCGCCUUCUACCCCGCCUACGCAGUGCUCGCGCGUCACAUCGAUCACCAGGACGACGAGGUGUUCCGAACGAUCAAGCACAUCAUGCAGCAGCUCAUCUACCGGAUGCCGCAUCAGUGCAUGUGGCAAUCGGUCUAUCUGCUGCGGCAAGACAUUGCCGAGAUCAAGAAGCGCUACAUGGAGGUGCUGACGGGAGUGAAACGGAGAGCUCCCUGCUACAUCACGCUCAUCGAUCAGUACGAUUACGCGUCGGCGGUUUUCAAUCAAGUAUCCGAGAAGGUCGACUCGGACAAUUGCAAUCUCGGCGAGAAAGUGGAAGGACUCAAGACGCUGUUCCGAGAGAAGAAGUACGAUCCGAAGGGACUGAUCAUGGACCGACGGAUGGAGGGCGAGUGCAAGAUCAUCUCGGGAAUCAUGGUGCCGAUCCGGUCGGUCAUCGACGGCUCCGUCCACGCCGAGGAGUUUGGCGACGUCGGACACGCCGAGUCGUGCGUCGUGCCCGAUCGAUAUCUCAUCCACGACUUUUGCGAUGAAGUCAAAGUGCUGCACUCGAAGACGAAGCCAGUGCUCAUUGAGCUCAUCACGAAAGAGGGCCGAAAAGUGAGACUGAUCUGCAAGAAAGAGGACGAUCUCACUAAAGAUUAUCACUUCACGAAAAUGGUCGAGGUAAUGAGAAUAAUGAGAGAAUUGGCUGAAAAUGAACGGAUACUUUCAGAUGUGCAACGACCUGCUGAUCAAAGACGAACAAACGCGCAUUCAGAAUAUGACGGCCACGACGUACUCGGUGAUACCCCUGGCGAAACACGGCGGAAUAAUCGAGUUCAUGGAAGGAGUGACUCCGUUCUACGAGACACUCGACAAGCUGAUGGGCCGCACACCCUCCGAAUGGUCGUCGUUAGUGCAAAAGUGGGCGAUUCGGAUGAAGCCAAUGUCGAAAGAGGAGCGAACCGCGUACUUCCGCAACGAGUGUUGUGCCCAAUCGCCGCUCGUCAUGGCCAAAUGGUUCCGUCUACAGUAUCCGGAGGCGGGCAAGUGGUUCGCCGCGCGGAAGCUCUUCGCCAAGUCGUCGGCGGUCAUGUCAAUGAUAGGCUACAUAUUCGGACUCGGCGACCGGCACACCAAGAAUCUGAUGGUGCAUUUGCCGACCGGAAAAUGUGUGCACGUGGACUUUGACAUGAUAUUCAACAAGGGCGAACUGUUGGGCACUCCGGAAGUGGUGCCGUUCCGACUCACUCGCAACAUGGUCAACGGGAUGGGCGAGGUGGCGCUGGACGGCGAGUUCCGGACGGUGUGCGAGCAGACGCUGCGCGUGUUCCGCGAGAAUUCGUACGAGAUUGAAAAGUACAUUGCCGAUCUGCCGAAUCUUGUUUCUGAUUUUAGCCUGGUAACUUUUUCGCGUUCAACUCAUUCUCACAAAUCAUCCAUCACUUUCAGAAAGACUUUGACAUGACGGAAGCGAAACGUCUAAUCUCGGGACGCCUACGCGGACAGAUUAUGACCGCCAAACUCUACCGAAGCAACCCGAUCUCGCAUCCGAUGCAGGUCUCCCAAUUGGCAUCCUCGCUCAUCGAACUGGCGACGAGCGACGAGAAAUUGAGCGAAAUGUUCGAAGGAUGGAUGCCAUUUUUGUAA
This is a messenger RNA of Caenorhabditis sp. 36 PRJEB53466, 8530 nucleotides long. Lineage: Eukaryota; Metazoa; Nematoda; Chromadorea; Rhabditida; Rhabditidae. The record is from the annotation of a GenBank genome assembly.